GCUCGCAGCAUCUGCAAGGAAGGCACCAAUUUCUCUGACACCUUCGCGUCGUUUUUGCUCUACCGCUGGGCGAGAAGGCAUCGCGGGCGAAGGGUGGACUGUGGGCGAAGGGUGGACUGUGGAAAGUGUUCUCUACCCUGUCCUAGGAUUUGUCCUGUGUGUUAGUUUUUAUGAUUGCGCUGAUCUUAGUGGCGAGGGCAGCGUGCACAAAAAAAGGAUCAGACGGCAUGCUGAAUUAAUGAACGAAUGGAAGCUUUGCCGAGACCUUGAGGAGCAGAGGCGUGAUUUAAG
Molecule: messenger RNA, 291 nt
Organism: Striga hermonthica
Lineage: Eukaryota; Viridiplantae; Streptophyta; Magnoliopsida; Lamiales; Orobanchaceae
Source: the annotation of a GenBank genome assembly